Syngnathoides biaculeatus (alligator pipefish) is the source of this 6422-nucleotide messenger RNA. RefSeq names its product potassium voltage-gated channel, KQT-like subfamily, member 1.2 (gene kcnq1.2). Gene Ontology annotation, molecular function: voltage-gated potassium channel activity. Lineage: Eukaryota; Metazoa; Chordata; Actinopteri; Syngnathiformes; Syngnathidae. The record is from RefSeq and is a predicted model, not a curated record. Gene Ontology annotation, biological process: transmembrane transport; potassium ion transport. The coding region runs from base 288 to 2435 and encodes 715 amino acids. Gene Ontology annotation, cellular component: membrane. The transcript is spliced from 19 exons.
CCUUACCCUUUACUUAACGUACAACUCGGGGAAUCAUUUUAGGAUCUACUUUUCAUCAGAAGUUGUUUUUAAAAGCCGAGUUUGUCGAUAUAUUGAUGAUUUUCUGUGGUGCGAGCGUCGUCGUCUGGACGUUUGAAGGUAUGGACGCACCCGCCAGCCCGCAGACAGAGCGCUCGUCCGGAAGCUAGCCAUGCCUCGCUAAGAUCGUCUUCACGACCUCCUCCGAGUGCUCCCUGCCCGUCGUGGAUCCGCCACCAGCUCCAUCUCCUCUCAAGUUUGGAACCAACAUGGGGGAGAGACGAGCGCGCUCCUUCCACAUGACGUGCCACCUGCAACGGGAUUACGGCAGCCGGCUGGGAGGCCCCUUCGCCCGAUACGGUCCCAACGGGUGCGCCGGAACCAGCCUCAGCCUCAGCCUGGACCAAGAGACGGACGCUGACAGUUCUCCGUCGGUGGCCGCCGACAACGAGGCUCUCGCGCUCAACAGCGGCCGCUACUCUCCCGUUUCACUGGAACUGGACCCGGCGGCGGCGAAUAAUGGAUCAGGCCUCCCCCGCUGUCCGACGGCGAAGGACCCGGCCUUGCAGAUCGCACAUGGCCAGCUGCCCGUCGCUCCGGCGCCGCUCCCGCCUUUGCCGCAUUCCAGCUGGCUGCACCGCCACCAAAAGGAGUUCCAGCGGCCGUACGUCAAGACGAGCAUGCAGGGCGACGUUUACAACUUCCUCGAGAGACCUGCAGGACUGAAAUGUUUCCUCUACCACUUCCUCGUCUUUCUGAUGGUCCUGGUGUGUCUCAUCUUCAGUGUUCUGUCCACAAUCGAGCAGUACGCAGACUUUGCCACCGGAUCGCUCUUCUGGAUGGAAAUCGUGCUGGUGCUGUUCUUCGGCAGCGAGUACGUGGUGCGGCUGUGGUCCGCCGGCUGUCGCAGCAAAUAUGCCGGCAUCAGGGGACGCCUCCGCUUCAUCAGGAAGCCCAUUUCAAUCAUAGACCUGAUUGUGGUCAUCGCCUCCAUCAUUGUGCUCGCCGUGGGCUCCAACGGACAAGUUUUCGCCACAUCGGCUAUCAGGGGCAUCCGUUUCCUGCAAAUCCUGCGGAUGCUACACGUGGACAGACAGGGCGGAACGUGGAGGCUCCUGGGAUCCGUGGUCUUCAUCCAUCGGCAGGAGCUGAUCACCACCCUGUACAUCGGCUUCCUGGGCCUGAUCUUCUCAUCCUACUUUGUCUACCUGGCGGAGAAGGACGCCGUGGACGAGGAGGGCAAGACGGGCUUCUCCAGCUAUGCCGAUGCCCUCUGGUGGGGCGUGGUGACUGUGACCACAAUAGGCUAUGGAGACAAGAUUCCUCAAACGUGGAUCGGCAAGGCCAUCGCCUCCUGUUUCAGCGUCUUUGCCAUCUCUUUCUUUGCUCUGCCGGCCGGUAUCCUGGGAUCCGGGUUCGCUCUGAAGGUCCAGCAGAAGCAGAGACAAAAGCACUUCAAUAGACAAAUCCCUGCCGCAGCCUGUCUCAUCCAGACGCUUUGGCGGUGCUACGCGGCCGAGAAACCCAAGGGCUGUGCGGCGACGUGGAAAAUGUACGUCCUGAGUCCAGAGGCUGCCGCCAUGGUGGAACCGGACAACUCCAGCCCCACCAUCAGGAAGUUGAACAUUUCGAAAAAGGGCCCCAAGAGGAGGCUGAAGUCCACGCGAGGCAACGGCUCCAUCAGCGUGUCGUCGGAGAGGGCCGUGUCCAUCCCGCAAAUCACCUACGAUCACAUCGACGACUCCGCGGAGAAGAACGACGUCUCCUUGUUCAUGGAAGAGCCGAGCGGCGUGCAAGGACUCACCAGAAUGUUCAAGCAAACAGGCCCCUGUCAUCAUUCUUGGUCAUCUUUCACCCUGAGCUGCCCUUCCUCUCCAGUGAAGAGGAGCCACGGCGAUAGCAUGUCUGUUGACAUUACCCGCGCUAGCAGCCUUACCGAGGAGCUGGACUGCAUGUGUGAGGAUAUUCCUCUCUCCGUGGUGACGGACAACACGCAGUUAUCUCACGCCCAGAGAUCCGCUGUGAAAGUCUUGCGUCGCAUGCAGUACUUUGUGGCCCGCAAGAAGUUUCAGCAAGCCCGUAAGCCCUACGAUGUGCGAGAUGUGAUCGAGCAGUACUCGCAGGGUCAUCUCAACAUGAUGGUGCGCAUCAAAGAGCUGCAGAGAAGGCUGGACGGCACACUGGGAAAGCCCGGAAUGUUCCUCCCAGGUAAAGGGGAAGAUAAAGAAUUCCCGACAAUCGGAGCGCGACUGAUCCGGCUGGAAGAUAAGGUCUACCAGAUGGACCAGAAAAUGGACUCGGUCCUGCGGAUCCUCACGGAGCAGUUUCCGCCCAAGCCCGAGCUGGCGUCCAGGCCCUCCAUCCGCAGGGUGACCAUCCAGAAGCGGAUGGCGGUGAGCAUCGACGACGGACCCUAAAGGUCUGUUUUUUGACGCGCGGAACACCUCAGAACGUGGAACACAAAAGGAGACGUCAAGAGCAGGAGAGAAAGACCGACCUCGCGGGGUCUAAACCUACCAUCCAACUCACCUUCCAAAGCCGUGACCCCUCUCUGCCAUUUAUUACGCGUGAAGGGAAUUUAUGUGUGCCCGCUCUUCUCUUCCUGAUAUGAUUCCAAAGCUAACGAGCAGGCAAUCAAAGCACUGACAUUCCACAAACGGGAGUUCAUGCUGCGGCGCAGGCAUUCCGCAAAUCAUUGUAUUUAUUUUGGCACCGUUCCGUCCACUCGCACGCACACACACACAGCCAUCUACAUUUAGACUGUGUUUGUUAGACUUGAUCGAAUAACAGCAGGGGGAGGAUUUCAUUCAGCCCACGCUAUCGUGUCCUGUUUGGAAAUACGACUUUGCGCCCAAGCCAAUAAAAAAAAAAAAAAAAAAGAAUUUUUUUUUUUUAAAUGGCCGCAGUCGAGACGGACCUCUUGGCAGAGGUCUGUUUGCUUGGGGAUGGUCCAAAUGUCCAUCAAUCAUCUUGAAGCAGCACCAUCGGGAAUGUUUUUUUUUUUUUUUUUACAUCCUCCAGGACCCGCUUUUAAGAGGCUUUUUGAAGUUGCGCUGAAACCCGAAUAACGUCGCUCCGAAAAGGGGGCAAGAAUUCGGUACGCAAACAGAAACUGGGUGCGACGACGUACACCAGGGCGAUUGUGGCUGCAAUGUGCUAUCGUAUAAAGGGGAAUUUGUGGCAGUAAAACUGAUUGCAAUAUUUGGAUGUGUCUUCACACUGAUUUUUAAAUGCGAUUAUGAAUAUUCAGUUGAAGUCCGAAGUCUACAUACGCUGUCCAAAAACACACAUUUCAUUUUUUUGUCUCUGUCUGGAGUCAAAUCAGAUCAGUAAGGAUCACAAAUAUGAUUUCCAUCCACCUUCUAUCGCUUCUUCGGGUCCGGUCACGGGGAAGUACCUUCAGGAGUGAUACCCAGACUUCCCUUUCCCCAGCCACUUCUUCCAACUCUUCUGGAGGGAUCCCGAGGCGUUCCCAAGCUAGCCGAGAGACAUACAGUAGUCUCUCCAGCGUGUCCUGGGUCGUCUUCGGGGUCUCUUUCCGGUGGGACAUGUCCAGAACACCUCACCAGGGAGCCCCCAGCCGCCACAUCUGGCUCCUCUCAACGCGGAGGAGUAGCGGCUCGACACUGAGCCCCUCCCUGAUGACUGAGCUUGUCACCCUAUCUCUAAGGGAGAGCCCGGACACUCUGCGGAGGAAACUCAUUUUGGCCGCUUGGAUCCAGGAUCUUGUUCUUUCGGUCACGACCCACAGCUCGUGCCCAUUGGUGAGGUUAGGAACGUAGCUCGACUGGUAAAUUGAGAGCUUCGCCUUUCGACUCAGCUCCCUCUUUACCAAAACGGACCGAUACAAAGUCCGCAUCACUGCAGACGCGGCACCGAUCCGUCUGUCGAUAUUCCGCUCCAUUCUUCCCUCACUCGUGAACAAGACCCCAAGAUACUUGAACUCCUUCACUUGGAGGAGGAUCUCAUCCCCGACCCGGAGAGGACACGCCACCCUUUUCCGACUGAGGACCGUGGUCUCAGAUUUGGAAGUCCUGAUUCUCAUCCCAGCCGCUUCACGCUCCGGUGCGAACCGCUCCAGUCAGAGCUGUAGAUCACGGCUUGAUGAAGCCAACAGAACCACAUCAUCUGCAAAGAGUAGAGAUGCGAUGCUGAGCACACCGAACCGAACAAAAUUAUUUCAUUUUGUUCAAUGCCACAAUAAUGAGAAUUUCUUGUAGAAUUUCAUAUUAUUUUCUUCAAGGUCAAAAAUUUGCAUACACUAUGGAGUAGCAUUUCCUUUGAACUGCUUGACUUGGGUCAAAUGUUUUGGGUAACCUUCCGCAAGCUUCUGACAGUACUCUGCUGGACUCUCCUGGGCAAUUCCUCUUGAUAGAACUGCUAGAACUUGCUCGCACGCACCUUUUCAGAUCUGCCCACAGAUUUUAGAUGGGAUUCAGAUCAGGACUUUGUGAUGGCCACUCCAAUGCAUUGACUUUCCUAUCCUCAAGCUACUUUUGAACCAUUUUGGUAGUAUGCUUACGGUCAUUGUCCAUCCGGAAGACCCAUUUGCACCCAAGUUUUAGCAUCCUGGCUGAUGUCCUGCAAUAUUGUCUUAAUAUCUCAGUGUAAUGUUCUUUCUUGAUAUUUUGCGAAAAACUUUUUCCUCCAGGUGUAACGUUGGUCAUCAUGGCCAAACAGCCCCAUCUUGGUUUCAUCAGACCAGAGGUCAUGUUUCCAGAAGUUAAGAUCUUUGUCUUGGUGUCUUUUUGCAAACUGUAUGCUGCCUUUUCAUGCUUCUUUAGGAGUAAUGGCUUCAUUUUCAGUGACUGUCGGCGCAGGACUCAUUUCACUGUAGAUAAUGACAAUUUCUUACCAGGUGUUUAGCGUUUGUUCUGGGGUUGAUUUCCGACCAAAAUACUUUCACCUCUGCGACACAGAGUCCAUCUCCUUCCCGAGCGGUGUGAAGGCUGGACAUUCCUGGGAGAUUUAUGUUUGGGUAUCAUUGUUUGAACAGAACGUGACGCCUUCAUGCAUCUGGAAAUUGCACCCAAGGAUGAGCCAGACUUGUGGAAGACCACAAUUGCUUCUUUGAUUUCCUGGUCAAUUUCUUCUGAUUUGACCAUGAUUUCAAACGAAGAAGAGUUCAUCCCAAGGUGUGCCAUCAAUUAACUCACGUCGUCAUUAAGCCUAUUAGGAGCUCUCAAAGCCACGACCUCAUCAUCUGUGCUUCCCUUUGUUCUUAAAUGACAUACGACUUUUUGUGUAUGUACGCUUUUGACCACAUAUUCUCUUAAGAAAUGCUCUCUCGCAUUAUUUUGGGAUUUAACAAAAUUAAAGAAUUUUGGUGAUCCUGACUGACCUGAAACUGGAGACGGUUAGUCUGAUUUGACUUCAGACAGUGAGACAAAAAAUGAAAUGUGUUUUUACAGUGUAUGUAAACGUCUGGCUUCAACUGCAAAUAGUCACAGAGAACUGGAUCCUGGUGUGUGCACCCCCUAAGGGGCUUGCCAUCAGCUGAUCUGAGUCCAUGUUUUCAAAUCGGUGUUACUUUUUUACAUUUUGUUUGGCUUUUCCUUUUUGUGUCAAGCUAAAACUGCAAUACUCAUCAAAAGUAAUGUUCCCGAAAUUGUUUUUAUGAGCUUUACUAUUCACUACAUUAAUUGUGUAAUAUACUUCUUUUACAGUCUGAUAACGUGUUAAUAUAUUUGUACAGUAUAUACAUGUUAUAUGUUCAUGUUACUAUAAUUUCAAACUCAUUUUCCAUUACCCUUGAAAAUAAACAGCUUAUGGAUCAUUUGAUUUUGCAUUCAAAUAGUUACUUAGCGGCGCAAACACAAGUCUCUUGUAACUUACGAUAACAACACAGGCUCAACUUUGCUCUUCUAUUGACAUACAAAUAUAAUGUAUACAUCGCAAAAUAGUUUAUUUCAAAAUCAUACAAAAUGAAUCUUAAAGAAUAAUGUCUACAUGCAUACGUUGCAAAGACUCUAAAUUUUACUUAUAACACAGGCUAAAUUUGGCACCUCCCUGACAUACAGAGCUUGUCUCUCAGUUGAGAUCUAUCACUCCCAACAUACUUCCUUGAUGCCAAUUACUACUUUCCGAUUACUCUGUGCUUUGGCGACAUCUUGUGGGAUCUUAGGGUGUGGGUGAAUGGGAAAAAAAAACAAUUGCUGAAUUUAUCAGAAAAUUAAAAAAAAAUGGAUAUUUGUGAACAGCGCACCACGAAUGUAUGGGCUCAACCGUGUUAUAAUAUUUAUCUCCUUGCUUGUAUUUAUUUUAAAGAUGCGUAAAACACCUUGAACAAUGCUCUAACCUCGUGUCCAUUUUCCUGUACAUUUGUAUAAAAUGUGUACAUAGAAAUAUUGCCCUAUUGCACGAUUGUGCGGAAACAUGAAGAGUGGAACCGGAGUCCGCCUGCU